AAAUUUCUUAUGUUUUCACCUUUCAUGUCCCUUUUUCUAAAUAUUCCAGUAUCUUCUCUAAUGAAAUUACAAAACCAUAAGUCCCCAUAUGAAUCGGGCUUAUAUAUUAUAUAGUACAACAAAACUCGAGACAAAUCUUAAAUCUCAAAAAACAAAACCCUUCCAUCAGAACCAAAAUCUCGAAUUCAUCCAUGUAUUUUUCAUAAACUGUAUAUAAAUUACAGAAGCAUUUGUGUAUUUAUAGAAACUUUACUCAAAAUACUAUUUAAUCGUACAACAUUCAUCUUAUACCGAAAGUAACGCCCAACCAAAGUCGUUGACUCAUUGUCUCUCUAUCUCUCUGUAGUUUCUACUACAACUCCACGUCUCUUCCUGAUCAUUCUAUACACCUAAAAGCACCCCCAGAUUUAACUUUAAUUACCAUUUUGCCUUUCCUUCACCACCCUCUUUUAUCAACCUCCCUCACCUCUCUCUCUUUCUCCUUCUUCUCCUUCUUCUCCUUCUCCGUACAACACAAAAAAUGGCAAGAGGCUCUUCCCAGUCCCAACAAUCAACCUCCACAGCUUCCUCAACCGCCAGGCCCGGUCUGGCCGCUCCACGUGGCUCCGCCGCCGCUACAGCAGGCAUGCGUCGUCGCAGGCUCGGUGGCGGUGGAGGUGCGUCAUCAGGGGGUGGAUCCGUAGCUGGAGGAUCGAGCAACAUGCUGAGAUUCUACACAGAUGAAGCUCCUGGACUGAAGAUCUCACCUACCGUUGUACUCAUCAUGAGUCUCUGCUUCAUCGGCUUUGUUACCGCUCUUCACGUCUUUGGGAAACUCUACCUCCACAAGUCCGGAUCCAAAGCUUAGAUCCGGAUCCGGAUCUCUUCUUCUCUAUGUUGAAUCAGUGGUCACUGUUGUUUUUUGUUUGUUUCUUGAAUCUUGAUGAUCCAUGUAAAACCGCUUUAACUUUGAAUAAAACAUGUUACUUAUGUAGUAGAUUACUCCAUUGACUUUAGUCAAGUGAGAUUACAUUUCUGAUAAAAAAACGUCGAAUCAAAAAUGUUUAAACAUAAUAAUUGUCUUUUACACAAUAAAUAUCGAAUUGAAAAAAAAUAGAAAAAAAAGAAGAUAUAUAGUAACAAGUUCCGGUCAACAAGUUGAUGAAGUAGACUUUGUGGAGACAGUGGCACAACAUCUUUUUGAGAUUUAUAGUCAGCUCUGAGUCAGAUUCAUACCUAUCCUGUAAUAUUAAGAAUUAAGCAAUGGACAGAGUCUUCAGCCACGGUUUAAUUUGUUUACGGUUUCCACCACCAAUCUUGGACUACAUUGUCUUAGG
This is a messenger RNA of Eruca vesicaria subsp. sativa (arugula), 1316 nucleotides long. The record is from the annotation of a GenBank genome assembly. Lineage: Eukaryota; Viridiplantae; Streptophyta; Magnoliopsida; Brassicales; Brassicaceae.